UGUCACCUGACUUCGAUAACCCAAUAUAUCACUUUCAAACAUCAAUCUAAAACACACACACACAACUCAUUACAUCUUACAAACAACAUAAAAAUCCUCAAAACAAACUCUGUACAACAUUUCUUUCUGCAAACAAAAAUGGGGACAAAGCUUCUUCACCCCAACAUCUCACCAUCCCACGUGCUUCCUUCCACACCAACAAUCCCAAAACUAACCAAACUACCCACUCACAAACACUUCUUCUUCACUUCCAGAUCCAGUUUCGCCAUUAAAGUUUCAGACCAAACCUCCAACCUAUUAAACAACCAAACCGACAACUCUCCCACAAAUUACCCGACAAUCACUCACCUCAAAACUAAACUCAACCAAACCCUCCAAGGAUUGAAUCGAGGGAUUUUUGGGAUCCCAAGUGAGAAGAAAUCUGAAAUUGAGGAAAUGGUGAAGGUGUUGGAGGGUUUGAACCCGAAUCCGAACCCGACUGUUGAUCUUGAUAAGUUGGGGGGAUGCUGGAAGCUGAUAUAUAGUACGAUAACGAUAUUGGGAUCGAAGAGAACGAAGUUGGGGUUGAGAGAUUUCAUCAGUUUGGGGGAUUUCUUGCAAGUUAUUGAUGUUGCUAAGGGGAAAGCAGUUAAUGAAAUCAUGUUCAAUGUGAGAGGGCUCAACUUAUUGAGUGGGAAGCUUGUAAUUGAGGCCUCCUUCAACAUCUCUUCUAAAUCAAGAGUUGACAUUCGAUACGACACCUCAACUAUCGUCCCUGAUCAGCUCAUGAACAUGUUUCGUAAAAACUAUGAUGUUCUCCUCGGGAUAUUCAACCCCGACGGUUGGUUAGAGAUAACAUAUGUGGAUGAAACCCUAAGAAUAGGGAGGGAUGAUAAAGGCAACAUCUUCAUACUUGAGAGAUCGAACCAAACCGACCCAUGAGCUACUUCUUGAUUCUCGACAUCGAUGAAUCUAUAAUUCUUUUUCUGAUUUUCAGUUUUGUAUCUUGUAAUAAGUCUUUUUUCGAUUUUCAGUUUUGUAUCUUGUAAUAUAAAAGCCCUGACGUGUUUAUGAUUUUCAUUUUUUCAUUUUUUUUCUUCUCUUCUUUUUCCUCUCGUCCUGCCUGAUUGGUGCAUUGUAGAGCUAUAUUGUUUAAGUUUUAUUGGUCUAGUUAGUUACCAAAUGCAAUGAAUAUGUGGUGGUUUAA
This is a messenger RNA of Helianthus annuus (common sunflower), 1186 nucleotides long. Its product is annotated as fibrillin-5, chloroplastic. Bases 139 to 921 code for a protein of 260 amino acids. Lineage: Eukaryota; Viridiplantae; Streptophyta; Magnoliopsida; Asterales; Asteraceae. The transcript is spliced from 7 exons. The record is from RefSeq and is a predicted model, not a curated record.